CUCCCCCACCGGCGCCGGCCCGCGUCCCGCACGCCCCCGGGGGCCUCCGGCCAUCGCCGCGGGGACACACCCGGGGGAGGAGCCGCCUGCUCCGGGCGCAGCGCCGGCCGGCCGCGCGCUCGGCACCUGCCCGCCCGGGGACCGACAUGGCCCAGCAGCCUCUGUCCCGCGCGCUGGAGCCCGAGCACGUCCAGCGGCUGCUGCUCUGCUCCCGGGAGGCCAAGAAGUCGGCCUACUGCCCCUACAGCCGCUUCCCCGUGGGCGCCGCCCUGCUCACGGGCGACGGCAGGAUCUUCUCGGGGUGCAACAUAGAAAAUGCCUGCUACCCACUGGGCGUCUGUGCUGAGAGGACCGCCAUCCAGAAGGCCAUCUCCGAAGGGUACCAGGAGUUCAGGGCCAUUGCCAUUGCCAGUGACUUGGAAGAUGACUUCAUCUCGCCAUGUGGGGCCUGCCGCCAAGUCAUGAGAGAGUUUGGCACCAACUGGGCCGUGUACAUGACCAAGCCGGAUGGCACGUAUGUGGUCAGGACGGUCCAGGAGCUGCUGCCUGCCUCCUUUGGGCCCGAAGACCUGCAGAAGAUCCAGUGAAGGCCCGAGAACUGCCAGCGCCUGGGACCGCCUGGGUCGCCGAGAGCUUAAGGGGACAGCGCCUGCAGGACUCCGUAAAGACGGCCUCGCUGGCUUGAGGACACUGCCAGCCGGGUCCCAGCCCUGCGGGGCUGGGCAGGGUGACUUCUGGCCUGGGGGUCUUCUGCCGGAGUGACCGAGAGGCCCUCCCCAGCCUGGGCCAGCGCCUCCCUCGCACCCACCUUGUCCCCGCUGGGACUCGGGGCACCUUCAUUCCCUCUAUCCCACCCUCCCUGUGGACACUUUACAAAUUCCAGAUGGGGACGGAAUUCCAGCAGCUUAAGCCCCACUCGUGAUGCCUACUCCCAUAUCGGAACUCGGGUUCAAGUCCUGGCUGCUCCACUUCCCAUCCAGCUUCCUGUUAAUGUGCCUGGGAAAGCAACAGAGGAUGGCCCAAGUGCUUGAGGCCCUGCACCCACAUGGGAGACUGGGAUGAAGCUCCUGGACCCUGGCUUCGGCCUGGAGCUGCAGCCAUCUGGGGAGUGAACCAGUGGAUGGAAGAUCUCUCUCUCUCUCCCUCUGUCACUCUGCCUUUCAAAUAAAUCUUAACAAAUAAAUGAAGUGCCAACAG
Molecule: messenger RNA, 1197 nt
Organism: Lepus europaeus (European hare)
Lineage: Eukaryota; Metazoa; Chordata; Mammalia; Lagomorpha; Leporidae
Gene: CDA
Product: cytidine deaminase
Exons: 4
Coding region: 147-587 (146 amino acids)
Cellular component (GO): cytosol
Molecular function (GO): cytidine deaminase activity; zinc ion binding
Source: RefSeq, a predicted model, not a curated record